AUGGAUUCUAUGCCAGCCUCGCUUCAUGGCAAGACACGCGAGAAGGAUCCUGUCGUUUUAGUGUUCAACAACGAAAUAAAGGAGUUUAAAGUCUUUAUGAAGAAGAUUGUUGCUUCCCCAAACCUCGACCAGUCCUUUGCAAAAGGGUCAAAAAUGUUGUUUGAAAUAUGGAAUAAGUACAAAGCCCGAUUGCCAGUCUUCUAUUUUGAAGAGCACUUGCUGCAGACUGCGGAUUUUCUCUCCGACAUCAAGCUAUACAGACUGGCCAUCCAGCAGGGCUACGGACGCUACCUGCAGCAGUUCGGUUCCGCAGGCGUAGAGGAGAUCAGGGAUGUGCAGCACUUCAACAGCACCUUCUUUCCCCAGGGCUUUGGGACUGAAACAACAACACUGACGCUCCGUGCUCUGCAGGGUCUCAGCCUGUGCUCCUUCCUGCUGGAGAGGGGCAGGGGGGACCAGUGGGAGGAGAGCCGAGUGCAGAGGCUGCAGCACAUCCUCAGCUUCCUGCGCAUCAUGAUGCAGGCGCUGCUGCCCCACGAGAGCCUGUGCUGGAUACUCUACAAUGGCUCAUUGCAGAUCUACAACAUCUGCAGAUUUCUGAUGUCCCUGAAUAUGUGCUCACAGGCCGUGGAAUAUCUAGUGUGGGCCUGCGUGUGUUUGGAGACCUCCGUGCCGCUAAUGAACGUGAGCUUCCUGACCUGGAGGACCACACUGUACUGCGCUGCCUGCCAGUGCUACUACAGCUGCCAGGCUGGCGUGCAGGCUGAGGUGUUCGCACGGAGAGCGCUGGGCAAAGUCAGCGAGCUGGCCAAGCUGCAGGAAAUGUGCAGUCCCCCCACGUCCCCUCACACUCAGCAGGCCUUCAAAGAGGCAACGAUUAAGCUGGCCGUGAUGGUGUUUAAGAGGUCCGUGUACGAGCCCCGGAGGAGACCCAAAGGCCUGUUCAGACCCAGGCUGAGGAGCAACCUCAAAGAGGCUAAGACGAUGCCCUGGCCCCGCUCCCCUACUGAGCGUGCUCUGAUGGGGCUGUUCGAGGGCGGGGCCGCCCGCUUCCUGGCCCUGACGGAGGCCCUGUGGGACAGCUCGCGCCGGCCCCUGCAGACCGGGGCCCUCGAGGAGCCAGAACUACAGGAAGUGGCCCUAGAGCUCCUCUCCGCAGGCAUCAGCAUCCUGGCAGGAGCUGCAGGCUCUGGGGAGGUGAAAAAUGAACAGAACCUUCCUGCACACAUCAGUGGUAUCGCGCCACACUCCUCCUCGCUCCUGGAUUUAGCCAAGGCUGGGGAUAACCGGGUGUCGUUGGAGGCUGCGGUGAAGUUCGCGAAACUGCUGUACCAGUACGAGCAGUGGGACGCCUUCUCUCGCCUCUCCAGCGCCCUCCUCGCACUGCUGCAGGACCUGGAGGAGGAGCCGUGCCAGCGGGCGGUGCUGGACCUCACGCUGCUCAUGGCCACGGAGCCCCUGGUUGGCCCACAGAGGCUCAGAUACACGCCCAGAGACAGCAGCGUCGACGGGGGGCGUGAGAGAGAGCGGCAGCAGGUGAUGAUGUCAGUGUCCGAGGAGAUGCUGGCUCUGGUGGAGACACUGCACAGCGCCGUGUGUGGCUCAGCCCAGGCCGUGCGGCCGGACGCAGACCUGGCGCUGGACGUUGUGCAGCUCCUGUGGCUCAGGUGCCGGGCGGUGUUCCAGAGAGCGCAGGCGGGGCACUGGGACCCCUCCCGCGGACAGGACAGACUGGAGAACCGCGCCAAGUGGGUGCAGGUUCUGAGCGCGCUCAGUGAGGUGGCCCACGCGUGUGAGCUGGGCCUGACGGACCCCGUGGCCGUGGCUGAAAUGACCCUGCGUCUGUCGGCCAUUUUGGAGAGCGGAGCAGACUGCACAGUCAAGUCUGGGAGGAAGACAGCCUGCUCUGUUGAUACCAGCCUGGCUUCAGCCUCAGCCUCCAGCUUCCUGCAGUCUGACGUCCCGGCUGUGUUUAAGAGGCCCAGGGCGGAGCAGCUGCAGGCGGUGUGGGAGGUGGUGGAGAGGGCCGUGGAGGGCGUGUCUCGCGGUCGGGCUCAGCUCCUCCCCCGUGACACCGCCGCCUUCUGUGACUCCGCCCACCUGCAGUCAGGAGGGGAGGAGCCAGAGGGCGUGGCAGGAGGAAGGCAGAAGCCUCAGGACACCUCGUUAAUCGCGGACCUUCACCUGGAGCUUCUGGCAGUCCAACACAGAGUCUCCCUCAAGCUUCAGGACGCCUGCCCGGACGGCUCUCUGCCCGAUCGGACCGGGAGGAACGGGAUCUCCAGGGCCCUGCUCCUCAUGCAGAAGGCCCUGCUCACCCAGGAGAAGGACCGCAGCAGCCCGGCCCCCAAGGACCUACUGGAGGAGGCCGCCCGCCUGGUGGAGAAAGCACAAGAGGAGGAGAGAAGGCUGGCCAAUGGCAGGGCCAGGAGGAGUGAGACGGACAGCGUGCCCCCGCCCCCCGUCCUGCUGUCCCGCACACACCAGGCCAUGAGCUUCACCCCUGCGCCCUACUCCCCAGACCAGCAGGUGUGCUGGUACACCCUCUAUGGGCGAGAGGCCACAGGGAUCAGCCCAAAGGCACGCCUGGGAGACUGCCAUCUACUGGGCACCGGAGAGCCGGUUUCUGCCUCAGGACUGUGUGUGCUGCGGGCGGAGGGGCUGGAGCCCCACAGGAAGUACGUCUUCGCCGUUGCCGCGUUCGAUGCCCAGGGGAAGCUGGUGGGUGGGACCGUGGGAGAGAGCGCGGGACCCCUGCUGGCCUCCCUGCCCCUCCCCCUGCCCACUGUCUGGGCGCACCUGGCACAGGCGUCCUAUCGGACCAGGCACUAUGCUCUGGCCAAGAAGGCGUGCGGCAAGCUCUGGAACUACAUUACCCAGGCUCCCCUGCCUGAAUCCAGGGAAAGCUGCAGCACAGAGGGGCUCGCAAAGACCAGGCUGCAGGAGGAGUCCCUUAGCCGCGCCUCCCCGAUCCUACAGCACCUCCUCCUCACCUCCAUCUUCAUCGAGACGGACAUCCGCGUCCAGGAGGGGGCGCUGUACUGUGAUGCUCUCAGCGACAGGGGCUCUCUCAAAUGGGGACAGGAAGCUCGGCUGGCGGAGUGUGAGCGCAUGCUGGUGGCGGUGGACCUGGCCCUGCGGGUCAGUGAGGAGAGCGCCGCCCUGCAGGCCGUGGUGCGAUGCUACGGGCUGCUGUCACCGCUCAUCUUCCACCAGCUCCCCUCGGAGAGCGCCGUGCAGGUGCUGUUGAAGUGCCUGGCUGUGCUGCUGGAGAUCCCUGGAGCUCUCAGACACAAGCGCCCCACGUCUACAGCAGAGCCAGUUCUGCACAUGCUGGCCUGCAUCAGCUUCUACCUGGCUAAGGUUCUGCGUACCCGUGGUCAGCCCCUCCUGGCCUCAGCAGUGAUCGAUCAGGGGAAGAGGCUCCUCUAUGAGGUCACUGAGGGUGUGGCCACUCAGGCAGGGGCGAGCAAGCCCCUCCCAGCUGGACAGGAAGUGGCCCUGAGGGAGAGGCCUGAGCAGAGCACAGGCUGGGGCUCAGAGGAGCUGGAGCCCAGUGUGCAGCUCAAAGCCCUGGAGGCCAGCGCCCUGAAGAGUGCCCCGCCAGCCACGGCCCAGCACCAGGGCACGGGGGGACAGGACCUGACGGGACAGGAGGACUUCAUCCUGGUCUACAGCCUGGUCAUGAGCCGCCCUCUCCAGACCGCCUUCAAAGACGUGAUGAAGAUGAAGAGGAGGGCUUGCUUCCUGGAGCUGGCUGUGCCUGUCCUGCAGAGGGCGCUGAGGAACGACCAGCCGGAGCACGUCCUGGAGUGGGGACCCACCAUCCUGAGCUGGCUCUGCAGACGGGACGAGGGUCUGACGGGGAGGAAGAAGACCUCCGCAACGGAGCGGAUCGAACGGGGCGGGGCUGAGGACGAAUCCAAGAAGUACACGUCCUCCGUCAUCGAGUUCAACAAGAAGGGGAAGACGGCCACCACCGCGGACAGGAAGAAGAAGAGCAGAGACCAGAGGAAGCAGCAGGGCCUCCUGAAGGCAGAGCUCACCGAGAGGGAGUUCGAGGCGAUGGACGCCCUGCUGAGCCUCCUGCCCCCCCUCCUCCGGCGGGGCCAGCGUCGGAGCCGCCUGCGGCGUGUCUGCUCCGAGGAGUGGCCCGGCCGUUGCCACGUCAACCUCGGCGUGGCCGUGAGUCACAUGACCCUGCUGUGCCGCAGUCUGGAGCAGAGGCUGCCCCCCGCUGUUCAGCACAGGUACAGUCGGCUGGACCCCUCCCUGUUCUCCCUGGCUGACUGUGGCGUGGUGCUGUCCCGGGGCAGUGCACCCCAGUGCUCAGGGGCCCCCCAGCCCCCGCCCCCCUCCCUCAAACCCUCGCUGGGAGCACAACCACCGCAGGAGGGGGAGAAGGUGAAAAAUAAGAGGGAGGAGUCUAGCCCGAGAGAGAGUGAGGAGGAGAGUGACGUAGACACGCCCCGCACGCAGUUCACCAAUGAGCACGUCCCCAGUGGGCCGUCUCUUCUGUGUGCCACGCCCACCGCUGCCAGCCCCUCCGAGUUCCUACAAACCCUGGACAAGGCGGUGCUGCACUUUAGGAGAGCCAUGGUGCUGGCCCAUCGUGGGGGUCUCUGGACUUCUCUGCAGUGGGUGUGUCGUGUGCUGUGGGACCACGCCUCUGCAGUCACGCCAAUGGUGGAGGACGGCCACGCCCCCCUGUCCCCUGAGCAGCUGGACUCCACCCUCACCCCUCUGAUCGCCCUGGCAACAGACCUGCUGAUGGACAUGAUGCAGAGACUGCAGAUGUGGAAGCAGUUUGAGAGCGGAGGGGAGGGGGCGGGGCCGGAGGCGGUGGGCGGGGACCUGGCCUGGCUGUGCCCUUUGACCCUGCGGGGCCUGGAGCUGCUCGCCCGGCGGGAGAAGUGGGAGUCCCUGGCACACCUGUCACUGCGGGUCAACCGCCUCACACGGGAGCGCUACGCUCACACAGUGACCCCGCUGCUGCUGCUGGCACAGAGGAGGCUCCGAGAGAGGAUCGUCCGUUUGGGGGGGCCCCCCGUCCCACAGCCACACUUCACCCAGGCGGAGGCCGUGGCCGGGGAGAAGGUCACCUGCAGGAACUACGGUGAUGUACAGCUCCUACUGACCAGGGGGAACCCCAAAAUGGCUGCCGAGACAGAGGCCCAGAGGGCUCUGGUCCUGGUGUCAGUACCCCUGGAUGUGUCGGACACACUGCGCAGUUUCCGGGAGGCUCUGGAGACCAGACCCUACGUCCUACAGACCUUCCAGCACAGCAAGACCCUGCUGCUCCUGCUGCUGGCCAACACACAGUCCUAUUUUGAGGUUCCAGAUGGAGUCCAGGACAGGGUAGGGUUUAGGGUGCCAGCCAAUGCCCCCCCCGACCUCUCCAAUGAGGACUUCAGCAGCAUGGACUCCAUCUACCACAGCACCCUGCCCCCGUCCCAGCUCCACACUGUCAUGUCCUCCUACACCAGCUCCAUCGAGUAUCUGGAGGCGAAUAAGCAGAAUGCUCUGAGAGUCCGGGCCCUGCAUGAGUUGGGGAACCUGCUCUACUACAGCGGGAAUAAACGGGCAGCGCACACACACUGGAGCAAGGCGCUGGACUGUGCCCUGCAGAGCUCCGGGGUGCUGGGGUCCUGGGACGGGGAGUCGUGGGGCAGCAGCGCCCCCGCAGAGGUGCUGCGUCAGGUGGGGGUCUGGGGCUGCCUGCAGGGGGCCGUGCUCUCCGCCAAAAUCGCACAGUUUGUCCUGACCUCUGACCUCAGCCAGCGCACCCACUGCAGUCUCCUCUCUGCCCUGCUCUUCAAGUCGCUGCUGACAGCCUCCCUGCCCCACCCAGUGGCAGACUGGCGGUACUGCACCUAUGAGCUGGGCGCUGACCUGCUCCCUGGCCUGGACCUCUUCUCCAGUCCGGCCUGGGUCCACGCCGGCACCACCGUGUCCAGCCUGGGCUUUCUGUGUCACUGGCUCUACAGCUCCGGCCACUACCUGAAGGUCCUGCCCUUGCUGUCGCUGUAUCUCUACUGUGUGGGGACUGUGUGUCGAGACCCAAACCGUACUGCUGAGGGCCGAAUCCUCAGAGUUCAGGCACUCACAGAGCUGGGGUUCUUUGGAGACUCUCUGCGGGAGCUGGCGUCUCUGACACAGGGAGGGAGAACCCCUGAGCCCCACGGAACCUCCCGCAGCACAGACACCACGGUAACACAGCGGCCAAUCACAGCCCUCAGCGUGUUUGACACCAGCAAGCCCCUCCUAGACCCAUCCAACCUCCAGGCCGUGGAGGAGCUGGUGAAGGCGGCUCAGGGCUCUGAGCUGGAUGCGCUCUACCGCCCCCUGCUGGUCUGGAGGCUGAAGCUGGCCAGAGCCCAGCUCAUACUGGCCCUGUGCCGAACCAUCCUCCACCCCCCAGAGCCACUGCAACCAGGUGAUUCAGAGGGGCCGGCCCAGGAGCCCCGCGGUGACCCCGGCUCCCCCGCAGCGGAGAACGAGGGCCGCCCCCCGAACAGCGAACCCCAACCCCCUCCUGUCUCCUCCCAGGAGCCCCCGCCUGACCCCACGAGGGGAGGCCUGACCCUCCCCAAACUCAAGGCCUGGCUGCUGGAAGAGGCUGCUCGUAUGCUGACCUCCUGUCUGGAAAGUGUGCAGACAGCAGGGGGCGCUGUGGAGGAGCUGGAGCUGGCUGUGGAGACCAGGCUGCUGCUCUCUGCUGUGUCCCUGGAGCAGGGCAGGGCUGCCCGCAGUGCAGACCUGGCAGUAUCCGCCCUGCGGCUUCUCCAGGAUGCCCACACGCAGGACGACAAACCCCGGCCCGCUGAUGGGCAGACCACAGCCACAACGGCACAGGAGGCAGACCCCAGUGAUGUUCCCCAGGCUGUGGAGGCCAGAGAGAGGCUGAGCCAGGGCCUCUGGCUGCGUUGCCGCCUGGCUCUGCUCAGGGCCCGGGUGGCUCUCAUCCCUGGGACAGCCAUCCACCCAGGUGUGGACAGCAGUGCUGAGGCUGCCAGGCUGCUGGCUGAGGGGCUACAAGAGGCUGCGGAUUGGGGAGACCCUGACACCCGCGCCCUGCUGCUCCACCAGGGGGCGCUACUGCACACACACCAAGGGAAACCCAGAGGGGACAGCACCGCACUGCUACAGGAGGUGGUGGGCCUGCUGUCUGGAUCCCCCUCCAUGUCCCCCCGCUCCUCCCUCACCGUGGCAACCAGCGCACUGCUGCUGAGUGACCUGAGGAGAUCUGGCAACCACAGCCCCCUGCUCCUCACCCAGGAGCUGCUUCAACAGCAGCUGUGGGACCUGGGAGAGAGUGUGCGGAUCGGGGAGGACUGUGGAGUGCUCCUGACCGCCUCGCCAGGCCUAAAGAACAUCUACCUGCCACAGCUCCCCCUGUUGGCCAGGGUGACCAUGCGCUUGGGCCAGCAGGUGGCGCUGCAAGCCAUGGCUCACGCGGGCUCAGACUGCAGCCAGUGGCUCUGCGCCCAGCAGGUACUAGAGUCGGCUCUGCAGGUUGCCAGGGCGAUGGCAGCCAAGGACUUGGACCUGGAGACGGAUAUUCUUUACUGCAAGGGCCUGGUGGAGCGCUCUCUGGUUUCCCUGCGUCAGCUGAAGCCCCAGGACGCCUCACAGACCUUUCUACAGGCCGUUAGCCUCACUCCACCCUACAGCCACACUCUGCAGCUGAUGCGUAGCUGUUACCUGGAGAUGGCGAGCCUCCACUUGUUGCAGUGGGAGCAGAGCUCCAUCAGUGCCCAGCAGAGCCCCGCCCCUCCCCCAACACCCAAAGGGCAGAAGUCUGCAGUCGGGCAGAGGGGGCGGGUGACGCAGGACAGAGCUCCCACAGAGAGAGACCUGCAGCUGCUGCACUGCUGGGUCUGUGUGAGAGCUGCUCACCAGGUGAGCGUGGUGCUCUCUCAGCGCUCAAGUCUCUGCGGUGCCCCUGGCGGAGACCCCCUACGCCCCCCAGACCUGCGCUGCCUGCCCAGCCUCACCAGCGGGGACCUGCUCGCCUCCCAUGGGGGGGUGGAGUCAGUGAGACAUCUCUCUAGCUCCUCCCCACUGCCGGAGACGGCAGGCCCAGAGAGCUCCCAAAUCACCUGGGGUCAGCUGACCCGUUACCACGGACACAUCCUCAACCUGCACCGCAUUGCUACUCAGCCAGUGGCAGACGCUGUGGAGGGCCUGUGCUCUGUGGCCAUGGGGAACACUCUUGGUCUCAGACUGGCAGAGCUUCACACGCUGUUCAGCUCUCUGCUGCCCUCCUACAGGGGGCGCUGCUGUCCCCCCAAAAUCCCCACUGCCCUGCUGCAGCCGCCUGGCACACAGACCACAGUGAGUGAGGAGAACGUCCCGUGGGCCUGUGCUGACCAGCAGCAGCUGUGCCUGCAGUGGUACCGGCCCGCUCUGGACCCGUCUCAGGAGAACCAGGACACGGCUGUGCUGAUGUUCGCCUUUAACCAGGCGCCCCUCUCCGUGCUGAAGCCCACCCCUGUGGGCCUGUCCCAGCUGCGCUGCGGGAAACGGCAGCUCUCCCUGGAGAGGCUGAGAACAGUGCAGGCUGACCUGGGCUCUCUGUGUGCGGAGGCCAGCGUCUCCACCCCUCCCAGCUCCUCCAGAAAGCGCUCCAAAACCCCAGAAAAGGAGCCGCCCCUCCGCCCCCUCUUACAGGACAGGAUCAGGCAGUGCUGUGCUCACAUCAGGUCCCUGCUGCAGAUGGACAGGGCCGCGGCAGCCACCUCUGAGGUCCGCUUGGAGCCCAGCCUGCAGAACCUGCAUGACCUGGAGCACUGCUUCCACCCGGGGGGCGGAGCCUUGCUGUCAGGGGGAGCCGUCAUCCAAUGGCUGGCGUCCCUGCUGCUCUGAGCCAAUGACUGCGAUCCUCACAUCUGACUGACCUUUUUGGACCAAUGUUGCGUCCUAUCAGAACGCAGUGACAUCACUGUUGAAGAUGCUUGAAUAGGCCGCAUCCAGUCUCCAGACCUACUGGAUAUUCACUAACUUGUCCAAAACCUUUACUUCCUGUCACCUUAGAACCAAUAAAAACUAUAACCAAUAAGAGCUUAACACAAAGGUGAUAAAUAUUUUGAACACUUUUCCACUCGAGCUAGCCACACACAAUCUUACUUGCACUGAACAUGCUAGCUCAGAUGAAAACUGAUGAAAACUAUCAUGCUAAAUAAAAGUUAGUUACCUCA
Conger conger (European conger) is the source of this 9200-nucleotide messenger RNA. It is a transcript of the gene cfap54, whose product is annotated as cilia and flagella associated protein 54. NCBI's taxonomy places the organism in Eukaryota, Metazoa, Chordata, Actinopteri, Anguilliformes, Congridae. Bases 1 to 8868 code for a protein of 2955 amino acids. The transcript has 68 exons. The record is from RefSeq and is a predicted model, not a curated record. Gene Ontology annotation, biological process: cilium assembly.